UUUAACUUUAAAAUUACGUACUACGUAAGAAUACUUAAUAGAGUAGUAGAGGCUUUAAGUAGAAGAUUUAAUUUACGUAAAAAAGGUUAUAAAGAACUAUAUAACGUCUUACUUAAGAUAAUACUUAAUAGUAGUCUAAGGUAUAACUAG
Messenger RNA from Bipolaris oryzae ATCC 44560, 150 nucleotides. RefSeq lists its product as uncharacterized. The record is from RefSeq and is a predicted model, not a curated record. The transcript has a single exon. NCBI's taxonomy places the organism in Eukaryota, Fungi, Ascomycota, Dothideomycetes, Pleosporales, Pleosporaceae. The annotation marks the transcript as partial.